CGUCUCUUUACAUCCAUCCACGUUACCCUUCAACCUCGAUACUCUGGUAGGCUCCUGUAUCCCGAGAAGGAUCUUGCUUCCCAUGAUGCAUAGUCGCCGCAUGAUAUUCGAGCUCAAGAUCUAGCUAAAUCGGGAACGAAUAACAAAAUCUAUUUGUCCGUGUCGGACGCUUCUCACUCUGGCCAGGUCUAGCGCCGGUGGUCAGUGCCGCCGAUAUGGUGAACAAUGGAGCUUCAGGAGCUUGCCAGGCAUGCAAACAGAGGCACAAGAAGUGCGAUGAGACUCGUCCGGUAAGAUUACGGUCUUCUGGUGCGAAGAUCUCGACAGAACUUUGCUCUGUCCAGCUCCCCAUUUUUGCUGACUUGCUCUAUGAAAGUCGUGCCUUAGAUGUAGCAGAGCACGCCGAAGCUGUCCAGGUUACAACACUAGCAAGGACUUGAAAUUCGUAAAUUAUGCUGCAGAUGUCACUGAACCAAAACAUCUCUCAUCAACGAAUGUCACCACAUUUUCGUCGAAGAGUCCUGAGUCUUUUGAGGACUGGUCACGAAUCGAAGAAUUUGCUCGGCAACAAUUCUUCGAUGACUACCGUGUUCACUCACCAGAUCAAUCCGUAUCUCGCGGUUAUCUGAAUGGGCUUCCAGACAUGAUAUCUAAGGCUGGUCCGAAGUCCGAUGUUACGAAAGCAUGCACGACUAUUGCCUUGGCAGUUCUGGGGAAGAAGAUCUCAGACCAGGGUAUCUUCGAUAGGGCCCAACGGAUGCACACGUCUCUGCUGCGGUCUUUCAGCUUGAGUAUCUCAACUGGAGACACAUUCAUUAGCGUCGAGUCGCUUAUCACAGCUACAUUGCUGGGAUUGUACGAGAUUAUCAUCAACACCGAUUUUUACAACGGUGCACACAUUGCGCACGCCCAGGGAGUCGCGGCAAUCCUGACCAGCAAAUCUUCCCCCUUUGAUCUCGUUUGCGGAGGAAAACUCUUCCGGGCCCUGAACAACGACCAAGUUGAUGACUGGUUUCCUUCCAAGCUUCCAAACUGGCAACACACUCCUCCCAAUCCUAAAACAGUCACAUCGAAGUUUAGCAUACUGUGCACUCCCUUAUCAAGGCAUGAGGUCGUCACCAUUGAUGAAAUAUUUGCGAAAACAGAACCCCUGUUCAGGAGAGCGGAAGCACUGCUGGCUCGGGAUGCAACACUUGAUGAGCUCUAUGCUGUCAUGCGAGACGCCGAGAGCCUCAGGGAUGAGUAUAAUAUAUGGAUAGAGAAGCUUCCAGAGCAAUGGAAGCCGAGACUCGUCGGAACCAUCGCGGCAGAAGAUGGAGCAAAAACACAAGUCGGAUACUGGCCUGGAACGAUCACAAAAUAUCACGACCCGUACAUUGCCACCAUCUGGAACAGCUACCGCAAAGCCCGCCUUCUUGUUAUCAAUAUAAUCAUGGACUGCUACAACCGAAUCUGCACGUUCCCUGAGCAUGAAGACAUCGACCCUGCGAUCUAUGCCGACAUCGAUGACCUCAUCACAGGCCUUCUUCUAUCCAUUCCAUUUGUCCUCUCCAGCGACGUACAGUCGUUCGUACAGAAUGCUGCGACGAGAGCCCCACUAAUCCCAGGCAAGUCUGUUGGUGGCCUCAUGCUCACACAUACAUUAUAUGUGCUGUCAGUUCUGCCUAUCAUCGAUCCAAGCAUCCAGGUGUAUAUGAGGGAGUGUAUUGCGUGGAUCGGAGAACACAUGAGAAUUGGUCAGGCGGUUAUCUUGUCGAAGUGCGCAACGGAUGAUCUCUUCGACUAUGUUACAGAAGCGCAUGUGUUGCUGUGGGCAGGCAUGUUGAUCUAGAGACUGCGCGCAGUAAAUUUUGCACCCACCUCGGAAUGAACAUGAGGAUCAUGGAGAUAUUGAAAUGUUCUUUAUUCCCGUGAAACAUGUUCUGGACUGACCCUCAGCCAGACACUGUCACUAAUGAUAGCAUCGAGCGAGUCCCCCCAACCCAAAAAUAUUGACAAAAUAUAAAAUUCUACAACCCAAGCUCCAGUUGCACGAUUUGGACACCUGCAGCAUCAGAUCCUCAGGACAAUUGAGUUUAGGCCAGGACCUAGGCGGAACAUGUACGCAACUCAGGAACCAACUCAUCACCCACCAGACCACGCUGCUGCUCACCUCGCCGGCGCAUCGCCAGCCAUCGGAUAAACCCAACGUUCCCACAACACCCGCAUGCAAAGCCCAACCUUCUUGAUAAAUCCAAAUAACGCGUUUCUCAGCAUCACAUAGCUUAUACUCUAGUAUCUGUAGGAUGUGCACAUGCACUUACAGAGGCCCAGCCCAUCUGGGAUUGCUGAGGCUUACACACUUAUGAGACAAGGGUGACAAAGUAAUAGGGGUAUUUUGGUUUGCGCCUCGACAAUGGUGGUCUAUCGGUAUGACCAGAGGUCCGUCCCCGAGGAGUAAUGUAUACAUUUUGCUUGUUUGGGAUUCUUCGAUUUUUAAAUGGUAGUGGUUGGGGUGAAUUUUUGAUGUUUUGGUGUUUGUUGAUUUUUCGCGGGGUUAAUUUCAACAAAGUUUUAAGCGAGCACAACAAACCUCAGCAAUAAAUAUCUUAAACACAGGCAGCUCGCGCAACUAUGAGUCGAAGCAUGUUUCAGACCUCUUUUGAAAGUCUGAAGAUACGGUGAGGUAAUGUUCAAGCUGCCAUGACCCAAGGAGUACCGUGUCAUAUUGCUGGGCCUGCAAGCAGCAGCACGCAUUCAAAGAUUAUGCAUCGGCAUGAAAGAGUGUAUCUCGGAUAGUAUCAAAUGAU
Messenger RNA from Cadophora gregata, 2789 nucleotides. RefSeq lists its product as uncharacterized. Gene Ontology annotation, molecular function: zinc ion binding; DNA-binding transcription factor activity, RNA polymerase II-specific. Gene Ontology annotation, biological process: regulation of DNA-templated transcription. NCBI's taxonomy places the organism in Eukaryota, Fungi, Ascomycota, Leotiomycetes, Helotiales, Ploettnerulaceae. The record is from RefSeq and is a predicted model, not a curated record. The coding region runs from base 644 to 1831 and encodes 395 amino acids. The transcript has 6 exons.